Messenger RNA from Camponotus floridanus (Florida carpenter ant), 3532 nucleotides. Its product is annotated as follistatin-A. Lineage: Eukaryota; Metazoa; Arthropoda; Insecta; Hymenoptera; Formicidae. Gene Ontology annotation, biological process: anatomical structure development. The record is from RefSeq and is a predicted model, not a curated record. Gene Ontology annotation, molecular function: calcium ion binding; protein binding; collagen binding. The transcript has 6 exons. The coding region runs from base 1388 to 2683 and encodes 431 amino acids.
AAUCGAGCUGUAAAGAAAGAGAGAUAUAUAUUUAUAUAUAUGUAUGUAUAUAUUGUAUAUGUACGUAUAUAUCUGUCGACGUUGAGAGACGACUGAGGUAAAUCGCGAGAUACCAUUCGUGGUGGAUCCCCUCGGGGAUUCCACGAGAUUGGCCGCGCGAAGGAGGCAAUCGAGCGUGGAAGGCACGCGGAGGGUUUUAGGAUCGUGCAUUAUAUCGAGGACACACCGAGAAUCCUUGUCUCGCGACUCAUUUGUGCAACGUGCCCGAUUCAUUUCGUAAUAAACUGCAUAUAUAUCGUACCACGUGUCGCGAUGAUUCGCGACUGGUGGCUUCAAGUGUCGUGCUUCGAUCGAUGAAUCAAGCCAAGGAAGGGAGGCGUUCGCGAGGAAGGCCGAGACGGGGCAAAUAGCGUACGCAAAUACCGCUCUUACGUUCGACACGAAACUUUCAACCAUCCACAGGUGUUUGAAUCGAUCCAUUUUCGCGUGUCCUCGUGGACGUCGCGAUACGCAGUGAUCGUAAUCCAAGAAUCGCAACGUCUUUCCACACGAUUCAAUGAGGAAGCCUCGACAAAAUAAGAGAAAACAAUUUUUAUCAACCGUAAGGAAAACUCGUUGUCGUUCGCAUGUGCAUAAUUAAAGCGAGCUCGAAAUGAUAAGGGGAAUUUGCGAGAUGACAAUUUGAGAGAUCAUUGAAUUUCGUAGCAUUUAAAAAAAUUCAAAUAUCGAUCAGAGUACAAGCAAAACAAAAUAUUUAACGUAUAAUAUAAUAGCGUGACGUAAAUGUUUACACAUGGAAUAGUAAAGUAAGUAAUAGAAAUUUUCUCGUUAAGACAAUUGUGAAAAAAAUAUUGCCAAAGGAGGAAUAGUAGAGCGUUUAAUUUAAAUUUGUAACAUAUCAAUCUCUCGCAAUAUUGCAAUUAACUUUAUGUAUAGCUACAUGUGUAAACAUAGGAAUCAUAUAUAGAGAAAAAAUACAAAGAAAGAGAGAGAGAGAGAGAAAAGAGAGCAAAAUUGCAUUUGUUCAAUACGAAUCACAAUACACGAUGAUACGCGUAUCGUGAUUUAUUUUAACUUUCCUGGAUUAAUCAUAUCGCGUCUGUUUCGAGGAACAACUUCCUGAUAAUUUUACUAUUCUAUGACAGAGCACGUGUGUUUGAAAUUACGAUGACAGCGUGAGAGACAAGACUCGAUUUUUCUCAAACUUGACGCGAGAGGACAAUUUGCAUUUUCAGACGUUCAAAUGAGUCCAUACAGUGACAUGCGAAAAAUGAAAUCUGACACGAGUCCCGCGAACGUUAAGGGAAAACAGUGAUCGGCCACGGUAUAUCCUUCGCGCGCACAGUGAAAACGAAGGUACGCAUUGGCCAAGAAUCGGUUCAGGCAGAUGAAAUGUGAAGCACGAGGACGACGCAUCGUAGAUCUGGCGGGAACGAAGGCGGAAGUUGAGGAAACCGAGGUGAGAUUCACCGCAGGGAUAGCGGCACGUCGGGGGAGCACCUGGCGCGGGCCGCCUGAGAUGACGGCCUUGCGACAGGAUAUCACGGCAUCCCCGUAUAGAACCUUCCUCCUGCUGUCACUGAUCGGACUACUGCUCCAAAUCCAUUCAGCGACAGGCGGUAUAUGUUGGUCGUCUAUCAGCAACGGCCGCUGCAAGGAACUUUUAUCGCAAGGCGUCACGAGAGAAGACUGUUGCGCGUCUAACGCAGCAGCAGCGACUGCCUACUCCGAGGAGGAUCUGGAUAGCGGAAGUCUCUUCUUCUGGAGGGUUCUUGGCGGGGGUGUACAGUGUCGUCCUUGUCGAGAGAGUUGCGCGGAAGUCAAGUGCGAGGAGGGAAAGAAGUGCGUGGUGCGUAGGGGAAGGCCGAGGUGCGUGUGCAGUCCGGAGUGCAAGGCACCGCGAGGCGGUGGACCGGUCUGCGGGACGGACGGCAAGAGUUAUAAGAGCCUGUGCAGACUCAAAAAGCGAGCUUGCAAGAAGGGCAGCCACGAACUCGCGGUUGCCUACAACGGCCACUGCCAAAGUUCGUGCGCACGGGUCCGGUGCGGCCAAGGUCGGAGCUGUCUGCUGGACCAGAACCUGAGCCCUCACUGUGUGAGGUGCGCCCGCAGGUGCCCCCAGGCGCCCCCGCACCAGGUCGCCGGCGCGCGCCCCGUUUGCGGGGCCGACGGAAACACCUACAAGAGUGCCUGCCACCUGCGACUCGCCGCCUGUCGCGCAGGUCGCGCCAUUCCCGUCGCUUAUAAGGGCCAUUGCAAACAGAGCGCAGACUGUACCAAGAUACGCUGUCGAGAAGGCCAAACUUGUUUGUCCGAAAUGAAGUCUGGGCGACCACGUUGCGUGACCUGCACCUAUCGUUGCCCCCGGAAGCGAGAACGCGUGCGAAAUCGGGCGCACCGUGACAGAGAUCGGGAUCGGGAUCCAUCGACGACCAUGUUAUGCGCGACCAACAACAUCACCUAUCCAAGCUGGUGUCACAUCAUCAAGGACGCCUGCGUUACCGGCUUCGUUCUCGAAACGCGGCACGCGGGCCCCUGUAACGCUUACGACACAGCCCCUCUUUAUAUCGAAGAAGACAAUACCUCGAGCAACUAUGGGGUUGACCUGGCGGACGAAGAUACAAAAGCGGGUGAUGAUCGCGCCAAAUCCCCAUAUGGCCUACAUUCUUUACCGUUGUCGUAGCUUUAGCGUUUUCGUACUUCGAGAAACGACGUUCAUUAGCGAUAGAUGACAGCAAUGAUCCUACAGUCUAGAAAUCUAGGUGCUCAUCUCUCACGAAGGCCACGAGAAAUGGCGAGAUCGCGAAUUUGAAGAUCGACAUCGAAGCUCGAUGCAUUCGUUCCUCGGUUUCUGACAGACAUUCGGAUUAAAAGAGAGCCUACGCGAGGCUCAACUCGAGAAGAGUUGACAACGAAACGCGAAACAUUAAGUAUCUUAAUCAUUUUAUUUAAAAGCAAAAAAAAAGAGAGAAAAAAGAUAUCAUAUCAAAAUACAUUUCAAUAAAAACAUAUCUUAUUCAGGAUUUUUGGAAAAAUGCAGGAGCAGAAGCUCGUUAGAAAAGCUCGUAGGAAUCGCUUUACAUAUAAAAUACGCAUUUACUCCAACUCUCUAAAAUCUCUCAAGGUGAGAGAUAAAUAUAAGAAAUAUAAUAUAAACAAAAAAGAUCUCGCGUCGUUCAUUCCGAGAGGACUAAUGGCGAUGUCGUUCUUCCGUUGAUUAACAAAUCUGAUUCUCUCAAGCUAACGGAUAUAUGACGCAUUUCUAGAUAUAUACGUAUCUAUCGUGUAGUCUUAUAACAUAGAAAAAUUAUAUAGGAUGAAAAAUAUAAUACGAACGACCAUGUAAAACGCGUGUGAUAAUAUUCAUAAGACACCCGUUACAAGAGAAUUUGGAAAGCAAAUAGCAAUUUUUUGCAUCAAUAAUAACGCGAUACUAAAAUUUUUAUCAAAGAAAAAACUCGCACACGUUUCAUGUGGAUGUAUAAGAAAGAUAUCGUUAAAAUCAAUAAUGGAAAUAUAUUUAUAGAUUGAU